Messenger RNA from Bombina bombina (fire-bellied toad), 1803 nucleotides. Its product is annotated as capping protein, Arp2/3 and myosin-I linker protein 2-like. Lineage: Eukaryota; Metazoa; Chordata; Amphibia; Anura; Bombinatoridae. The transcript is spliced from 13 exons. Gene Ontology annotation, biological process: cell migration; regulation of Arp2/3 complex-mediated actin nucleation. Gene Ontology annotation, cellular component: lamellipodium; plasma membrane. Bases 1 to 1803 code for a protein of 600 amino acids. The record is from RefSeq and is a predicted model, not a curated record.
AUGUCAUUAUACAGAAAAGAAAUACAAAGUUAUCUUGUCAGAAACAAUCAAAUGGUACAAAAUCCACCUGAAAAGGUCAACGUUCUAGAAGAGGAAACAACCUCUAUAUUAUCACAGGAGCUGGUAAACGAGAUGUGCACAAAUAUACAGGAGCGUACUGAGGCUUUGAGUGGCUUCUUAGGGAAAGAAGCUGAUGCCGACUUACUGCUUGCAGAAGAAACUGUUAAAGAUGCAAACUUCACUAUCAGUGUUUUGCCUGUAUUGUAUGAAGCCUGGCAUUCACCUUACAAAAACAGCAAACUGCAGCACAGAUUGGAGGAGACCAUUGAAGAGCUAUCUGAUGCCUGUCACCAUGAGAUACAGACGUUUACUCAGCUUAUCCUGGAUACGGCAGGGACCUUGUGCCCCAAAAUUCUACAGAAAAAGGGAGUUAAAGAACAGCUGACUAAGUCUGUUUCGGAUAGGAUUUACCAAGAAAAGAACACGGUGCUUGGAGUCAGUUUAGAUAAUGUGGUCCAGGACAUCUUAAAUAAACUCAGUGACAUAAAACUGUCCAUAACUACUGCAAUUGCUGACAAGAUGACUCACGCUGUCCUGGAGGAUCUAACUGCUGCUCAGAGCAAACUGGAAGAGAAAUUUAAAAAGCAAUCCAUGUCCCUACCUAUUAUACACAUAGAAACAGAGGAGGACCUGUUGCUGAAGAAUCGAAAUCUCCUUAAUAUCACAAGGAAAGAUAUAUCAGCUGAAGAGUGUAAAAUAUCAUUCAGGAGCAAAAAGAUGCUACGCAGUAUACGCCCAAUGCCAGCAUCAAAUAGAGUCAGCAAGCUGGAUGCGGAUGCUCCGGUACAGGAGACAGAGGCUGUUACAGGCCAGAUGCUGCUGCCGUUCAGCUGCUCUCCCCUGAAGCCACUCCCUGUUUCUCUAAAGGAUGCUGAGGAUAGAGGAGGCUGCUGCUGCUCGCUUGCAUCCUCACAGCCUGCAUGCUCACAGCACCCUAUGGACCUUCCAACCCAGGGGGAGAAACUGCAGCACUAUACUCGACAGAGACCCCGACCCAACAGGACCAGCCGUCAGCCACCACGGAGAGCUCAUGUACCAUCUUCAGAAAGUGAAAUUUCUGAAAUCAAUGAAAGAGAAGCAUCUUCUAAGGUGGAUGAAGGAGUAGAAGAAUUUUUUAGCAAAAAGCUAAUACAAGACUAUCAUCACCAAACCCCACUGCAGGUAUCUUUAGAACCAACCACCUUCUCAUCUCCUGGUUCAAGAACAUUCAAGAAGAAAAUAGGAGAAUUUUUUGCAUUAAGGAAACCGAGAUCUACUAAAAGCCUCAAGUGUGAAAAGGAGCAAGAUGGCAGCCCUGUGGCUGCUAAAAUCAGGAAGCCCACUCUAACAGACAUUCUAAGGCCUCUGGGUAAAGGGGGAGAGACAAUAAAGUCACAUGACAAAGCUGAGGAUGAAACGUCAGCAGAUGGAAAAUCUGUGCUUGAUCCGACAUGGACCCCAGACGCUGCAAGGAGGAUCAAACCCAGAUACUCCAGGGAGGGGAAAUCCCAAUCUUUGAUUCUCUUAUCUGGAGAUGACGAGGAGUCACUUGGAAUAAAGCAGGAAAAGAAGCGCCAAUAUGAGAAGAAUGAUGGAGAAGUUUGUAACACAUUUGAACAGAGAGUUCACAGUAUGCUGCACCGUAUUGGCGUCACAAGAGCCUUAUCUUCAGAAGUAAAAAAGAAGCAACUUGAUUUGCCACAUGAUAUAAAAUGUGAUCCUAUGUCAGUAGUGGCAAAACUACGGUAUGAGUGCCCAAGAUAG